This is a messenger RNA of Girardinichthys multiradiatus, 1150 nucleotides long. RefSeq names its product gamma-crystallin N-A-like. Gene Ontology annotation, biological process: lens development in camera-type eye; visual perception. Bases 432 to 983 code for a protein of 183 amino acids. Gene Ontology annotation, molecular function: structural constituent of eye lens. The transcript is spliced from 4 exons. The record is from RefSeq and is a predicted model, not a curated record. NCBI's taxonomy places the organism in Eukaryota, Metazoa, Chordata, Actinopteri, Cyprinodontiformes, Goodeidae.
AUAGUUCAAGACUGCCUUGGGAGCAUUACUGGUGCUGCUUGUCAGAAGAUUGUCUAUUGUUGGAGUUAUCCCUGCCCUCUAACCUUUGGUCCCCUGAGUUGUUUUCUUUUUCAUGCCCCCUCAUUUGGACGUCUCCCAAAUAUUUCUCUGCAACCCCCGACAAAUCCGACAUUACUCCAAAGCCCAAUCAAAGCAGAAUCUCAUCCAGUCUAUUGUUUUGCCCUCCUCUGGGGGCAAACUCCAAUAUCAGCAAUGACACGUGUAAGGAAAACUGUCCAUUUGGCAAAACAACUAAACCCCUCCAUUGUUGUGCUUUUGUUGCGUCUGCCUCGCGAUACCAGCACUCUCUCUGUCAGCCGUAUAUAUCUGAGAGUCCAAAUUUUUCUCCUCUUGAAUUGUGUGAAUAGUUUGGAUGAAUUUAACAGUGGAAAAUGUCUCAGUACUCAGGAAAGAUUGUGCUCUACGAGGGAAAAUGCUUCACAGGCAGGAAGCUGGAGCUCUGCAGUGACUGUGACAACUUUCAGGACCGCGGCUUUUUGAACAGGGUCAACUCUGUCCGAGUGGAGAGUGGGGCCUUCGUCUGCUUUGACCAUCCUGACUUCAAGGGCCAGCAGUACAUUCUGGAGCAUGGAGAGUACCCUGAUUUCCAGCGCUGGAAUGCUCAUAAUGAUCACAUGGGCUCCUGCCGACCAAUCAGGAUGCAUGGAGAGCACUACAGAUUGGAGCUGUUUGAGGGAGACAACUUUGCCGGUCAGUGUGUGGAGCUGUGUGGUGACUGUCCAUUUCUGCAAGCACGAGGUCUGACCAAGAACUGUGUGAACUCCAUCAAGGUUUAUGGAGAUGGAGCCUGGGUGUUGUAUGAGGAGCCAAACUAUCGUGGUCGCAUGUACAUUGUGGAGAGAGGAAGCUUCUACAGCCACAAGGAGUGGCAAGCAGAGAAUCCCACAAUCCAGUCUGUUCGCAGGGUGGCAAACUACUUCUAAAGCUAUAUCAACAAUCGACUGCUGAUGAAGUAAACAUUCCACACUGUCAGGCCGUAUCUGAUUGACACUGUGGAGCUGUAGAACAAUAAAACAAGUGGAAAAUAUUUAAUGCUGUUGCAUUUUUGUUAUAUAUUAUUCAGAGGCUGAAAUAAAAUAGUAAUCCUGUA